GGGACGGACCGACGGACCGGGCAGGGACCGACGGACAGGGACCGACGGGACAGGGACCGCGGGACUGUCCGCGCAACGCCGGCGACAUGUCCACCGCCAUGAACUUCAGCACCAAGAGCUUCACGCCGCGGCCGCCGGACAAGGGCGCCUUCCCGCUGGAUCACUUCGGGGAGUGCAGCGCCUUCAAGGAGCGGUUCAUGGAGUGUCUCCGGCACAGCGGCUACGAGAGCGCGGCCUGCCGGCAGCGCGCCAUGGCCUACCUGGAGUGCCGCAUGGACAGGCGACUUAUGGCCAACGAACCACUGGAAAAAUUGGGAUUUAAAGACCUGAUAAAUGAGAAAUCAGAAGAAAAACCUGAAAAGUCGUGAUGAAGACAGACAACUUUGCUCCUCAUCUAUGGAAAGCAUAACUCUAAAUGUAGUACAUAUUGUACCUUCUAUUCAUAUUGCAAUAGGAAAUGUUUCCUAAAGGAACAUUUUUUUCCAGAGUUUAAUUUUCCUAAAAUAAGGGUUGUUUUUUUUUUAAGUGAGCAAAAGUACUGCCUUUGUAUGCUUUGCUCAAGUAUUUCUUAACUUCUUUCUUUUAAUUUCUCUAGAGGGAAAACAGUUACUGCCUGAAGUGUUCUCCAUGUCUCUGUAAGAACAGUGAAGCCUUAUUUUAAAAGGACAAAAACCCCAAAUCAAACAACCCUUUAUUGUGUAGAUCUUGAACUGCUGAUUAAUCUUGUGUGGGCAGUACUAAUAUGCUCACAGCAGUUGCUUGUUAGGUGGAAAUAAAGCUGUUGUGGUACUUGCAAAUUGCUUUUCAUUAAAUACUGGUAUUAGUGCCCGUCUUUGGGGUGAUCUCCUUCUCACCCUGCUAUGGAAGACACUUGGGGUGGUUGUUUUUUUUUUUUCCAGUCUUAAAAUCUUCCAUCAUUGUUAGGAGAGUAUUUCUAGUUCCAGACACCAGUCAGGUAGUGAUUCUGCUUUGCCAUACCAGCAGUGUUCACCUAAACUUCAUUUCAUUGGGAAUCUUUCAUUCUGAAUACAUUCACUUUCCCACAGGGAGCUGCCAUAUGUUUUGGGGUUUUAAUAUCUUUAUGGUGAAAUCAGUGUGGGGACAGAAAUGGUAUUUAUUUGUGCUCUAAGUGACAAAAUAUACAUAAUGUGAUUGGACUGUUUUAUUCUUUUAAAAUCAAACAUUUUAUAUUAAAAACCAGGAUAGAUCAGGAGUUAGCUGUCCAAGAAAUCCAGUGUUUCUUUGCAAAACACAUGGCUGCAGCCCAUACAUUGAGAAGGCCAUGCAGCAGGUGAGCAAUCAGCUCUGAGUGUGUCUUUAAGAUCCCUGAUAUGUGUUUGUAUAAUUUAGCCAUGAAUUACCAGAGCCAUUCUCUUGCAUGUAGUAAUGCAGUUGAGUCUUUCUUAAUUAAUGUUGAGUUCAAGCAGAAAGAGUUUGGCCUGUUAGCCCCUUAGAAAUGCGUUUCAAGCAGGCAAUAAAUUUGUAAAUCCUCUGGA
Myiozetetes cayanensis is the source of this 1496-nucleotide messenger RNA. RefSeq names its product cytochrome c oxidase assembly protein COX19. The transcript has 3 exons. The coding region runs from base 87 to 368 and encodes 93 amino acids. Gene Ontology annotation, biological process: mitochondrial respiratory chain complex IV assembly. The record is from RefSeq and is a predicted model, not a curated record. Lineage: Eukaryota; Metazoa; Chordata; Aves; Passeriformes; Tyrannidae. Gene Ontology annotation, cellular component: mitochondrial intermembrane space.